Messenger RNA from Chrysoperla carnea, 3009 nucleotides. RefSeq names its product GTPase-activating Rap/Ran-GAP domain-like protein 3. Gene Ontology annotation, cellular component: cytoplasm. Lineage: Eukaryota; Metazoa; Arthropoda; Insecta; Neuroptera; Chrysopidae. The record is from RefSeq and is a predicted model, not a curated record. Gene Ontology annotation, biological process: regulation of small GTPase mediated signal transduction; activation of GTPase activity. The coding region runs from base 1 to 2937 and encodes 978 amino acids. The transcript has 18 exons. Gene Ontology annotation, molecular function: GTPase activator activity.
AUGGAUUCAACAGCUCGUCGUGGGAGGCCACGUUUACAACGAUCUGAACGUGUAUUCAGUGAAACACAAUUAAACUCAUGGGAACUAUUUGUAAGAGAUUCAUUAUUAACCAUCGCAUGGCCUGAUCUUAUAAAUACAACACCAGCUCCCAGAAGUGCAACUGCUAGCGAUUUAAUAUCCCGGCGUGGUGUAUUUUCUAGAAGACAUUAUGGUUCUGUAGAACAGCUUCCUCAGCCAGAAAUUGAUGGACAGGAACAAGGUCGACGAUUUCGUAUUGAGAAUGGCGAUUCAAUUGGUGAAAAAGAUGAGAUGUUUGGAUCACCGAGUACACCCAUUUUGGAAAAUCCUGAAUAUCAAACCCGAUGGUAUUUUAAAUAUUUUUUAGGAAAAUUACAUCAAAACUACGUAGGAAUGGAUGGUGACAAAGUGCCGUUUUUCUUAAGCGUUGUAAUGACUGAAUCAAACAACCAAUGUGUGCCUCUAUAUCGAGCAAUCCUUUUCAAAAGAACGGGUGCUCAAAAAAUAUCAUUACCAUAUGUACAGCAUAAAACAUUAACAGUUAAACAAAUAUUAGCAAAUUUUCCAAAUAUGGAUAAACUGGAAAAAGGGCCUAAAGAAAUAUUUUCACCGGACCUGCAAAAAGACUUGUUGUUAUUAGAAGAACAGGAAGGCUCAGUUAAUUUCAAAUUUGGUGUUGUUUACAUGAAACAAGGACAAACUACAGAUGAUGAAAUGUUAAGUAAUGAAACGGGAAGCCAUUAUUUUGAUGACUUCCUGGCAUUACUUGGUGAUAAAAUACGCCUGAAAGGAUGGGAUAAAUAUCGUGGUGGUUUGGAUGUUAAAGGUGAUAUGACAGGACGAUAUUCAAUAUAUACAAUAUAUGAAGGACAUGAAAUUAUGUUUCAUGUAUCAACAUUACUCCCAUAUUCGAGGGAUAACAAACAACAAGUAGAGCGGAAGCGACAUAUUGGAAACGACAUUGUGAAUAUCGUAUUCAUAGAUCCACCAUCAGAUUAUAAUAAUUCUGUUAAUAAUUUUAAUCCAGCAUGUAUUAAAUCACAAUUUACACAUGUAUUCGCGAUAGUUACAUUAAAUGAACAAGGUCAUUAUAAACUGGCAAUAUUCUCUGACGAGAGUGUACCAUUAUUUGGUCCCACAUUACCUUGCCCACCAUCAUUUCGUGAUCCACAUUUAUUUCGAGAGUUUCUACUCGUAAAAUUAAUCAAUGGCGAGAAAGCAACAUUCAAUACACCAACAUUUUCAAGGAAACGCGAAAGGACAUUAGAUAUGCUUAUUAAAGAUUUAUAUAGUGAGCAUGUUAGUGAUACACGUAUGACCAUGUUAAAUAGACGCGCAUUUUCUGAUGUAUUAGCCGAUGCACCACGUAACACCAAAUUAAAAGAAGAUGCACGACAAAUUGAAUUUGUUCGUAUUGGACAAGCGUUGAAACUAGAAGCGAUCGUACGAGGUGAUGCACCAACAAGCUUAGCUACUGCAGGUGGUUCUGGGGCCAUAUUUAAACGAGCACCGUGGGAAGCAAAUUGUUUUUAUCCUGUAUUUCCAAAUCAAUCUAUUGUAAGUGGUGAUAGUUGGAGUGAUAAUAAGCUCGUUGUGUCAACAGAAGAAGGUGUAUAUCUAGUUGAAGAUGGUAAUUCACAUCGUUUGAUAUUUGAUCGUACAAUGGUUGCACGACAGAUAAAUGUCGUUGAAGCACAUGGUGUAUUGUUGUUGCGUAUUGGUGGACCAUCCUCUAGAGAUUCAAAGCAUAUAAUAUAUGUAUUUAGAUUAAGUGAAUUGGAAAUACCACCAUGUUCAUUACAAAGUACACCCAAAUCAAGGUGGCAUUGUAAAGAUAGGCGAUUAGAAAGAACUCGAGGAUGUCAUUUAUAUGCAAUAUCAAGGCCAGGUGGUUCGCAUUUACGAAUGUGUGUAGCCAUCGGAAGAAAACUUGUAAUAAUGCAAUGGAGACAUUCGGCGGCAUGGACGGCUUGGUGUCCGGCCAGUGAUACGGAUACAGUUGAAGGUUUUACAUUCAUUAAGGAAAUAACAUUAACAGAACCAGCUACCAUGCUAACGUUAUUAGAUGGUGCCAGUUCUGGGAUACAUUCGCCAGGUCAAAACGAUCUCAUUUGUGUUGGUUACAAACAUCACUGGGAAAUUGUAAGUGAUCGAACAAAUCAAAUUCAACGUUUGUAUACUGUUGAUGGCACGAAAGUUAAUCUAGUCGCUGCAUUAGACUUGUAUGAAGAUCAGGAAAUCGAACUGCUUCUGUGUUACAAUCAUACGUGUCAUUUUCAAAAAUUGGUUGAUGAUGGUACAAGCACUACAGAUUUUGAUUUUCAUUGGAAUAGCGUUCCUACAAAUAUUGUAUGCGCGUUUCCCUAUGUUAUUGCAUUCACAUCGGACACUAUGGAAAUACGAUUAAUUGUAAAUGGUAAUUUAGUACAUUCAAUGACAAUGCCACGUUUAAAUUUAAUCACAGCAAAAAAUGAUAUUUAUUUUGCGACAACAUCGCCAGAAUUUUUCCCGAAUAAAAACGAACGGCUUCCAGUACAAAUUGAACAAAGAGAAAAUAGUUUAACAACUUCAGAUUCAUCAGCAAAUAAUACAAAUUCAACACAUUCUCCGCCAUCUAGUCCACAUUCAUCGCCAGAAAUCAAACCAUUGCGUAUAUAUCAAAUACCAAUACAUUCACUAAGUGGUCAUAUUGGUGGCCCGCCAAUACGACGUUUUGCAACACCAAGAGCAGCAGCUGCUAGUACGGUUACUACGCAAAAUGUGAUGCCGCAACAAUCUAGUGCCGAAAGUCCUUGUAGCUCCGUAUCACAAUUAACACCACCAGUAAGGCAGGUAUCACGAAGUGCUACCAGUUCUCCAAUUCCACCAACGAAGGGUGCAUUAUUAUCGAGUAAAGGAUUUUCCACAGCACCAAAAUGAUGAUGGACAAAUUUAACUACUAAAAUGCUCACCUAUUUAUUUAAGGAAGGCUAUAAAAGAAUAUUCAUUUGU